This is a messenger RNA of Porites evermanni, 6254 nucleotides long. Lineage: Eukaryota; Metazoa; Cnidaria; Anthozoa; Scleractinia; Poritidae. The record is from the annotation of a GenBank genome assembly.
GUUAUUAUUCCUGGAAUUUGGAUCCUCGUAGCAAUAAAAAGUAUCCCAAGAUUCAUGAAACGGAGCCGUUUUGCGAAGGAAAAUAUUUCUAACUACUGCAUUUCCUUAUUAGCUGAGGAAAGUGAAAAGGCCCUUUCUGCUGUUUACUCUUCAAUUGAUUCUGUUUUGUUGAUUUUGCUUGUCUUGUUACACUCUAAGAUCGUGUACACUUUGUGGUUCAAGCACAGUGAUAAUGUACUUACACCUCAUCAACAGGUAUGCGGUAGGACACAACUAGGUUUAGCCCCGGAAAGUGGGAUACUCAACAAUGCAUUAUACGGGGAGGCUCCCCUUUGAUGUCCGACCCCUUAUCCUUUUAUAUACUAUCUUUGACAGAAGAUCGACCCUUUUCGGGCGUGGCCUCCCAGUAUAGGCAAUUACAGGAAGUACCCCCCUGGGAUUUAGCUGGCAUUUAACGGGGUUUACUCCCUCCCUUACGUAUUAAAGUAAUAAAGGUGUGUCUGGCAACAAAGGCUUAUGUUAUUUUGACCAUUACGGUGUUUUGGGUUUCAAAUAGUGUCAAGUUUCCUGCUUCCUGAUCUUACAGUUUGGACUCUAGGGUUUAAAUUUUUUCAUCAUACAAAACAACUUAUUAGGUUUCAAUUCCGGCUAUCUUAAGUUGGACCCAAAAUUUAAGGUUUCAUGGUCAUAACAAAGGUAGACAAGACGAAACACUCGGUUUUAUAGGUCACUUAUAUUGUACACUUGGGUAACCUAUGGUUUAUGUAUUUGUUUUGUAUACAGGGUGUGUUGAGGUUAAGAAAGCGGGUCACCCUAACGGCUGUUACCAUCACUGCCAUUCUUGUAAUGUCUUGGGGAGCUGACGGAAUAUUGCACCUGAUACAAGAAUAUGCUGGCUCCGUGAAACUGAGUCCUUUAGCAACUCCUAUCGCGCACACGAUAAUGAUAUUUAACUCUGUCGUCAAUCCCUUUGCUUACGCUUUGCUGAACCAAAGAUUCAGGACGAAAGUGAAGGAAAUGGUAUGUUCGCGUUGUUUUGGAACAAGGGUUCAUCCUAUGAGCCCGCAACAGAGUGAACGACAAGACAACGAGGUGGCAAUCAGCACUGGUAACAUCCCUAUGACAUGAACCAACUGAGUGACAGGUUGAAGACAAUUCUCUGGAAGAAUGUGUGUCCACAGUAAUGGACACUGACGUUGCUAUCACCCUGCGACCGCACCCUGUUUCGUGUAAUCAGUUUUUCGUCUUUGUUUUUGUUCAUUGCAUCUUCCUUUCUGUUAUCACUAAGUUUAAGGCAAAGAGAAUCCAUAUAAAAUAAAUUAUGGACGACGCAAGUCCCUGCCAUUCUCGUUUGUUUCGGCUGUAUAGUUAGUUCUCGUAGCGAAAUCGUCCAGCAUGAUGUCACACUAAGAAGAGGUAAUUAACUUUUGGACUGAACGAUCUACCCCGACUGUGACGACUGUUGGAAGUGGUCGAGUAAAGGAAGUAGCGAAAGUAACAAAACAGUGAAAUAAAAUCCGUCAACCUUCACUCUCAGGUGUCAAUGCUUAAAUAUUAAAUAAACAUUAUGGUACUUUUAGUCUUCCCCUAUGAAAACAAGUUUCCUUUGGUUGAAACAUGCCGUUUGAACGGCUUUUAAUAAUAAUUUAAUAUUUAUAUUGCGCAAAAUACAUAUAAAUAUGAUCAAAUGCGCAUAAUGACGCUGACGAUGACGACAAUGGCGAUGAUGAUGAUAACGGGGGAUGGUGGGUGAGGAGGAGGAGGGGAAGGAGGAAGAGGAGGAGGAGGAGGAGAAGAAGGAGGGGGGAGAAGAAAAGUAAAACUGAUAAAACUUACGAUCGAUUCCUGGCCAGAAGAACUCUCUACACAUGGCGUUUACAGGGUGAACAACAGGACAACGACACUGGUCACACUACUUGCAGCAUUCCGAUGACACAGCAAGACCAACUGGGUGAAAGGGCGGGGACAACUUCCCAGGAAAAUGUGUAUCGAAAGUGACGGGCAUUUCCGUAUUACCUUUGGCCUCGUUUUCAAAGCGAGUCCUGGUGGUUAUCGUUUCAUAUGGAAAGAAGUUUUCAUUUACCCACAAAUUAAACUCAUUUUCAUGUGAAAGGUUUGUGCCCGCUUUGAUAAAAAGGCUAAGCGCAAUUCGAAAAUGGGUUAUGGACACCGCUUUUGUGGUCACCCUGCCCUUAUAAAUGUAAACAAAAAAUGUUUUCUUACGAGAACAUUCAACUCCCAUAUAGGAUUGCCUUGAAACACCAACGAUAAUAGGUAGCUUAUAGCAACGAAGACAGCGAUAACAACUGGAGCGUCAAAAAAGCAAUGGCUUUUGUAAGCAAAACGGUACAUAUCUUUGCCGUCAGUGCACAACUACGACGUAAAAUACCCGUAUACGACGUUUUAUGGAGGACGUAAACACGAGACGACGAAUUUUCUUUUUCUCCUGAUUUUAAACUUGGGUGCCGUCCCAGAGAAUUCACCUAGAUUUGAGAUUUAAUCUCCAGUACGUUGUAAUAAAUGCGAAAAAACUGAUAAAACGCUGCAGUUUACCACUGGUCCUUGCUCUUGUACAUAACAGAAUACUCAACAGGUGACCAGUAAAGAAUAGAACAAGCUACCUGCGGGUCCGUGUAUUUCAGUAAAGGGGAAAAUCAAGGAAAAAUAAAGACUUUUGUUGUUGUUCCUUUUAUUGUACCGUUGUCGUUUCGAGCCAAAAUUGCCCUCAAAUUAAAAAAAACAUACCGUCUUUGUCUGCUAAUUUGCAUUAAGUAUAAAUUUUGCCGUCUAUGCCAUAAGAAUAAUCUAAAAUGUUAAGGGACGGGCAAUAGGGAGGUUACUCAGCAAAAAAGCGAGCUCACAGGACUGGAGGACCGUCUUGUCUAAGUUCAAUUUUCUUUCUCUCAGGUUUUUGGUUUUAUCCUUCUGUUGCGUUCGAGAUUAAGCUUAGAUUAUUACGGCAGCAAUUUUUUCCACUACAAGAGUCUUUUUCACCUUGGACAACAUGAUAUGAUUAGAAAUUGUUUUCUGCAUGACGCUAAUUACAAAACUGCUCCUUUAAUUUAAGUUGCUUGCUUGAAGCCAAAACAAUGAACGCUUCAUUCUUAGAGAUUUGCACCGUCUGUGUUUCCUCCACAACAGUUUGAACAGCGUCAAAUUUGCGAACAACCAGUUCAACGCGAGACGUUCUUACAUUACCUUGAUCUUCAUGCGCACCCUUGAUUACGAAAACUGCCUACAGAUAAAGAAAUAUCCUCGCCGUCUUCUAAUCAGCAUGAAGACAUUUCUCCCUGUUUUAAUUUUGUGAAAGGUUUAAACCCAGGAGUCAUUUCAAAAGUAGGUUGAGUUUGAUCGUCCGGGUGUACGUAGUCCUGAAUAGGACUGUUGUUGUUGACAGUGACUGACGUUUCCACAACCUGUGCGGUAGUCAUCUUCAGAGUCAAAGUGAGUUGUAUCACGUCAGUUGAUGGUAUAAUACUCUGGUUAUUGAUCUGAUUGGUCAAUUACGUCGCGAUGUUAUUGGUCGUCUGUCAGUUAAGCCGUGAUGUUAUUGGCUAUGAAGACUCGUAAUAAGUAAUUGAUGCGUUUCGAUCCGUCUAUUGUCACAGUCAAACAGUGACGUCUAUUGUUAGUCAAAUUGUCAGUUCUACAGUCGUUCUCUCUUUUUCUUGAAGGUUUGUGUGUGUGCCGGUGAACAAACGAACUCAAAAUUUAUUCCCGUAUCUCUGAGAUAAUUUUGAAAAAAAAAAAAGAAAAAGUUUGUUUCGUGAGUUCCUCUUUUGUCCUUCAUUGUUACAGUGUCGUAGCGUAGAUUUAGAUGCAAGCCAGUAUACUUUAGGUCUUAUUUUCGUGACUUCACCAUAUGGAACAUCACCUGCUUCUAAGCUUUUAACUUCCUAUUUUUGACCACCCAUCGCAAUUGUCGUUAAUAUAUUUUUCCAUUUCCAAAUAAUUUUGACGGAGCGGCUUCCGCGGUAAGAUCGCACCGCCGGGUAACUUCAUAACAAGUUACCAAACUUAGCCAUGAAGAAACUACUCUGUGGUAAAAUCACAACUGAGGCAAAGGUUUGUGAGGGUUUAUACAAUUAAGUGGCCCUGACAACGUAACUUUGAACGGUUAAGUUGAAUUACAAAAGAUUCACAGCUAUCCCUGCCUGACCGGCCAUGGUUUCGCUAUCUGCUCUUGCCAGUUGUAGCUGUAUGUCUAUACACUUUACCGUAUAGCUCUUUAAUACGCCGGCACGAAAAUCAUUUCGGAUAGCGGCUUGUUCACAUAAAACACCGGUGAUUUUCAUACAACGCGACUUCUGUAACAAAUUAAAGCGAAGCUGCGCCACGUCGAUGGUGAAAGUAGGGGUAUAGAAUGGUACCUCGAAAAACUGAAACCAGGGUCUCGCAGUCUCGAAUUUACCAUUCUUUUCCCCCGAAAGUGGAUUGUCACAUAUUGGAUAGGUGUUUAUAGUGCAUCGUUUGCUUUGUCAUGUCGACAUGAAUAUCUCUCCGGCUUGUGUCGUGUACACAUUGCAUAGCCUUAAAAUCCGACAACAUUAAUUAAUAGACCGUUUUACCGAUACGGCAGCCAUAUUGAAUUAAUUCGAUUUAAGGAGUAUUAUAGGAUGCCCAGUGGGCAUGAGCACAUUUUGUUUGUAUUUUCGAGCGCUUUUCGGGACAUUUUUUCUUAAAGUUUUCUUAGAAUAAGAUUGUAAUGGGAAAAAAGAUCCUUGUACCGUGUUUGGAUGUAAUAAUGAUCGCCUUUUUCUAGUUUAGUAUUAGAAAUAUGGUCUUUCACUGUAUAUUUCUCGGGAAAAAGGCGAUCAUUAUUACAUCCUAACACGGCACAAGGAUCUUUUUUUUUCCAUUACAAUCUUAUUCUAAGAAAACCUUAAGAAAAAAAUGUCCCGAAAAGCGCUCGAAAAUAUAAACGAAAUGUGCUUAUGCCCCCUGGGCAUCCUAUAAUACUCCUUAAAUCGAAUUCAUUCAAUAUGGCCGCCGUAUCGGUAAAAAGGUCUAUUGACGUACUGAGCUGUUUGUCGUCGCUAUUAAUCAAUGAAAAGCGGAUCUUCCUUGAAAAGCCAAAGGCUUAAAGGGGCUGCUAAAUACUAUGAUCUUCUACCCCUAUUUAUAUGCACCGAAAGGAAUUUUUUGAAUUAGAUACCAGUGCUUGAGGAAAAAUUCAUCUUCAAAUUCAGGUAUACGUCAUUUUGGAGGAAAAGGGCACAUUUAAAGAUUAACACUAGUAAACCGUAAUUCAUUUCCGUCGCUGUACAAAACUGUGAAUUAACAAAUCAAACAAUCGCAAAACACAGGAUACAAAUUAUGGACCAUCUGACUUUAUAAGUAUGUCUGUAUUCCUUUAGGUUUUGGUUACCGACAUGAUGUGUUACAAUAUAUAGAAAUGGGCGAAAGAUAAGCAUUUGGUCGCGUACAAUUAUUGCUCAUUGUUACCUCCCGUUCGCUUUACGUUUGGUAAUUGUAUACAGAGGAAAAACCCUGUUUGAGCUGAAAAGAAACCCCGGUAUAGAUUUCUUGUGUGGUGAUUUGUGAAAUAAAUGGCCAAUGCAAUACCUAAUAGCUAACAAAGCGCUAAUUAAUAUUGUCUUCACACAGAUUACUUGGGAGUAACACGACUUACAGCCUUCAGCCAUGUCUGAGGAGUCGGCUGCUGUCGCAUUAACAACAAUAAAUUCCAUAUUAAUUAUCACCUGCAUCGUGGGAAACUGUUUCGUCUGUGCUGUAGUGAUGAAAAAUCGACAAAUGAGGUAAAUUUGAAGUAGCAGUUGCUAACCUAAAUACCUGAUCGUAUUUAUAGCAAAGGUGCAUGAUGGAUUAGUAAAACGCAGAAAGUGAUUUUAAGAAUAUCUCCAGGGGUUGUUGAUUUUAUGCACUGUUUGACUUCAACAAGGUUUAUUUUUGAGAUCAACCAAAACCAGUUGAAUUACUUGAGAACGACUUUUUCUUAGAAAUCCCAAUGAUCUCCGCUUUUAGCCUUGGCUAAAACGAUAUAUUACCAGUAACAGCCGACCAUAUUAUUCCACAGGACACCCAUCAACUAUCUCCUUAUCAACCUGGCAGCAGCGGACAUCUGUUACGUAACAUUUAUUACACCAAGUAUUAUUUUAAGCCACGAUGUCGACCAUCCAAAGGGGAUCGCUGGGACAAUUUUAUGCGCAGUUGUAACAGAGGGAGGAUUAGCAUGGACUGGAGCGGAGGCCUCAAUAUUUACACUACUUGUUGUUGCCUUUGAACGAUANUGA